UAAAACUCCGCAAACGUCUGCGUUCCAAAACCAUUUCCGGACAAUGCGUUUCGCUGCGCUGUUCGUAAUCGGUGUCGCGUCGCCGAACUUUGAUGCGGGAAUGUUCGUUGUAGUUGGUGACAGAUAAUAAUGGAAUUACGGGACACGACACAGUGGCCAUUUUGGUACGCGGUGCCGGUCGGGUUUCCCCGAUAAUCGAUUUUCGAGAGAGAUCACGCUCGCGUCUCUAGAGUCGAUUGACCUUAUCACUGGCUCUAGAUUAGCGUCAAUCGUUCGGACGAGUGUUCCUGCCAGUGCCAGCGGGCCGCGUACGUGUGUCGGGCGUCGUCUGAAAAAUGACGAUCACCGUGGUCCAGGCGAAACUCGCCUCGAUGAUCGCCAUCGGGGUUGGCAGCUUUGUUGUCGGCAUCGCGCCGUUGUGCUUUGUUUCGCGUGUACGGGAAUUGCAGCAGAGGUUACUCCUCUCCUGCGUCCUCUGUUUCGGCGGCGGCGUGUUACUAGGCACCUGUAUACUGCACAUGCUGCCGGAAACACGGGAGUUGAUGUCUAACAAUUAUGCGGAGCUUGUGUUCGCCUGCGGGUUUCUUUUGCUGUACCUAAUCGAUGAGGCCAUACACUACUUCUGGGGCUACGACGUCGAGCAUCCCUCCGAGCUGCACCAGCACGAGAUUAAGAAUCGAAAUCCCGGUAACUCAAUCGAGUAUUGCCGACUUUAUUCGCCUCAAAUGAGUUAUUCCACACCCACGCAAUCUGCGAGAAAUGUUUACGCGUCCGAGGUUAAUCCGAAGAUGCUUUAUCAAUCGUACGUUUAUGGGAAUGGAACGAACAACAGCUGGAAAAAUAACAACUACGGAGCCGUGCAAUAUGUACCUAGUGCCCCUGACCCAUUUUAUAAUGAGGAGGAAACAUUUUUAUGUCACGGUAAUCAUUCCGAGCCGUGCAACAAUUCCAGCACUAAUCUCGUGGGGCUUUUGUUGGCGCUUACCAUACAUUCGACGCUGGAGGGACAAGCGAUCGGUUUGCAGAAGACGACAUCCGAGGUGUUACUGUUGGUUGGAGCUGUGGCCUCUCAUAAGUUUGUCGUCGGCUUUUGUUUAGGCUUGGAAUUAGCUGGUGCAAAUAGUUCACUUGUUAAAUUUGUACUAGCGAUAUUUACCUUCUCCGCCGGGUCUGCAGUUGGUAUUGGGUCUGGAAUGUUAAUGCUCCGGAUGAGUCACGAUUGGAUGAAAGUCUGUCUGCCAAUUCUGCAAGGAUUAGCCGGUGGAUCGUUGUUGUUCGUAACGGUCAGCGAAAUUCUUCCCAGGGAAAGGGCACGAUGGCAUAUGAGCUCGCGACGAUUUGCUGGAAUUUUGCAAUUCUUCUCUGUUGUCGUCGGUUUCGUCAUUAUAUUCGUGUUGAACAGUUACGUGGGCACGUGAAGUCUACGACACAAGUGAUAGAACAAAUCCUGUAAAAAAUAUGCCCCCAGAAAUCAAAAUGAUAGUGUCACACCAGCAGAACCAGGGGGGAAUAUAUAGGGGGUUUCUGAAAUAAAUUUCCUCGGGGAGCUAUUUUUGUUCAUGUAUAAAUAUAAAGUUGCGAGUACAUGUAACGUUAUUGGGAGUAUCGUGUCAGAACGAGAGGACGGUUGAAUGAAGGAAAAUAUGUAUUUUAAAGAUUCCAUGAAAAUAGAAUACCACGACGAAAUCGAUAAAACGUUUCAAUCCACUACCAUUCCCUUCCUCUGUAUUUUUGCAGGUUGUUCAUUGAUAUAUAGAAAAAACACGGUUGUAAAAGCGACGGUAUCGACGGUUUUAACAUGCUCAGUGGAUUUCAACAGAGAUAAUAUGCAAGGUGUUUUGUAAUUGGCGAUAUAAUUGGAAGAUAAGCGAUUUUACAUGAACAAAGAAGUCAAAAA
Molecule: messenger RNA, 1897 nt
Organism: Nomia melanderi (Alkali bee)
Lineage: Eukaryota; Metazoa; Arthropoda; Insecta; Hymenoptera; Halictidae
Gene: Zip88E
Product: Zinc/iron regulated transporter-related protein 88E
Biological process (GO): zinc ion transmembrane transport
Cellular component (GO): plasma membrane
Molecular function (GO): zinc ion transmembrane transporter activity
Source: RefSeq, a predicted model, not a curated record